AUGCCACGAAGGAAACAACAAGGACCAGAGAUACAGUACAUCCCAGAACUAAUAUCCCACAUCGGCGCCUUUCUCGACCCACCCUCCCUCUCGACCUGUAUCCGCGUCUCAAGACUCUGGCACAACACCCUCCUCCCCCUCCUGUACAACUCCCUCGACGACAACACCUGUGCCUGGCCCGAAAUCUUCACCCACCUCCUCCCCGGCAAGCGAUGGAACCCUGGCGACUGGACUGAGGACUUCAUUCGAGCCGUCCUUCACAAGCAUGGUGGACUGAUUCGACACUUGACUGUUCGAUGGGCGCUCUUCAAUAAUGCCGUCUCUGCUGCCAGUGACGUCGGGGACGGAAGUUGUACAGAGCUGCAGUCGUUAAAGAUCUUUGGAGCUAAUCGGUCAGCGAGGUUCUUGGAGCAGACUUGUUUUAACACGGCUUGGCGGAAUCAGUCAACCUGGGAUCGAGUUGAACCGUUGUUGUCGCCGUUGUUUGCGGGUCCGUUUAGGCCUAUUAUUCAUUCGGCAUGGUUUUGGAGUCAACAGGAUUGGAUUACCUUCCAGCGGUUCUGGAUGUUGGUUUACAACAACAGAUCGACUCUACAAAGACUUCGACUGGAUACGUCGAUAGGACGGAUGAAGGAUCUAACGGAGGAGUUUUAUGAUAUGCUGGCAUCUUGUCCUCGAUUGACAUACCUCGAGAACUAUUAUCAACCUCUGGACCUGGAACACCUUCUGGACAGGAUGCCGCAGCUGCACCAUUUCGUUGACCACUUCGCUCUCCUCAACGGAGGUGCUCUAUCAAAGUCCAUGCCGCAGCUCCAAACACUCCAGCUGAAGGGCAAACUCUCGCCACGCAGCCUCUUCCUCCUCCUCAAGCAUCUCCCCAACCUUGACCAACUCUACAUCGGCUGGAACUUUGUCGACUUUUCCGUACGCCCUGGCCCGAUCAUGGGUGAUACUAAGAGUCGACUGACGGGGCUCCAUUUCUUGCUCGACUCUUCCAAAACUGCUGACGAUUACAUCGCAACUUCUAUCCUGCCCUGGUUACCCAACCUCAAAGAACUGACGCUCUCUCAUUUGGGCCCUUGUACAGCAUCUGCUAUUCCCGUACACUGCCGGUCCUUCGAAUCCUUCAAGCAACUGGUCACCUCCUCGUCCAUCCACCCCAGCUACCACAUGAGAACUACCGACAACACCAUCGCCAUCCUCCUCGAGUCCUGCCCAAACUUGAAAUCCAUCGACGCCAUCCAACACAUCCUCCAAACCAACUACCUCAUCUCUUAUCUCCCAACCUGGCCCUGCACAAAGACUCUCGAACACCUCCGCUGCCAGAUCAGAGGCAUCUCCCGCCUCGCCGACGCAGACCAAGAGUUCUCCUAUCGCCAGGCACUCAUCAACGUCAUGAUCGACCAACCCUUGACUCCAGACCAAAAAGAAGCCCAAGACAUCUAUGACUUUGGCCAUGUCGUCCAACAACCCCUCCUUUUCGCCCGCCUCGCUCAAUUGACAAACCUCAAGGUCUUGGAUAUAGGCAUGGAAUACCGCAAGAUCAAUGCAGUAUACGGGAGGAGUAAGCCAUAUUACAAAGUGGGUGCAAAACGAUACGUCGAUUAUGGAGGCCCACUCCCCGACACUCUCGAACUCACACUGGCUUCAGGAUUGGACAAGUUGAAAACGCUAAAGAAACUCGAAGUGUUUGGUUUCGAGGGAUGUAACCAUAGGAUAGGACAUGAAGAGUUGGAGUGGAUGGUAGAAGCUUGGCCUAGACUGAAGGAGAUGAGGGGGUUGCAGCCGGUGAGGUUGCAUUGUCUGGAGCGAGAUAUCCCGACGGAGCGUUUGAACCGGUAUAUAAGAAAGUUGAAGCCAGAUAUCAAGCAUCGACGGUACCCACUUCCAACCGCAAAAUGA
Linnemannia hyalina is the source of this 1902-nucleotide messenger RNA. Lineage: Eukaryota; Fungi; Mortierellomycota; Mortierellomycetes; Mortierellales; Mortierellaceae. The record is from the annotation of a GenBank genome assembly.